Pristis pectinata (smalltooth sawfish) is the source of this 7044-nucleotide messenger RNA. RefSeq names its product calcium channel, voltage-dependent, N type, alpha 1B subunit, a (gene cacna1ba). Gene Ontology annotation, molecular function: calcium ion binding; high voltage-gated calcium channel activity. Gene Ontology annotation, biological process: chemical synaptic transmission; calcium ion import across plasma membrane. The record is from RefSeq and is a predicted model, not a curated record. The transcript has 47 exons. Lineage: Eukaryota; Metazoa; Chordata; Chondrichthyes; Rhinopristiformes; Pristidae. Gene Ontology annotation, cellular component: neuronal cell body; membrane; voltage-gated calcium channel complex.
AUGGCUCGCUUCGGAAGCGACGUGUCAGCUCGCUAUGGAGGAAGCCCAGCGGGCGGGGGCAGAGGUGCAAACCGACAGGGUGGUCCCCAAGCCGGCCAGAGAGGCAUGUACGGCUCGAAGUCGAUGGCCCAAAGAGCCCGGACCAUGGCUCUGUACAACCCCAUCCCCGUCCGCCAGAACUGCUUCACAGUCAACAGAUCACUUUUUAUAUUUAGUGAAGACAACAUCAUACGAAAAUAUGCCAAACGAAUAACCGAGUGGCCUCCCUUUGAAUACAUGAUACUGGCGACCAUCAUUGCAAACUGCAUCGUUCUGGCAUUGGAGCAGCAUCUUCCAGAUGGCGAUCAGACACCCAUGUCGGAGAGAUUGUAAGGUUUAGAUGACACUGAGCCUUAUUUCAUUGGAAUAUUUUGCUUUGAAGCUGGCAUCAAAAUCAUUGCUCUGGGAUUCGCGUUUCACAAAGGUUCCUACCUUCGAAAUGGCUGGAAUGUGAUGGAUUUUGUGGUGGUUCUCACAGGGAUUUUGGCCACUGUUGGGACGGAUUUUGAUCUGCGAACCUUGAGGGCUGUCCGAGUACUGAGACCGCUGAAACUAGUAUCUGGAAUUCCAAGUUUGCAAGUUGUAUUAAAGUCGAUAAUGAAGGCAAUGGUCCCCCUUCUUCAGAUUGGGCUUCUCCUGUUCUUUGCGAUCGUAAUGUUUGCCAUCAUUGGUCUGGAGUUCUACAUGGGAAAAUUUCACCAAACCUGCUUCAGUAAAGAAACAAAUCAGCCAGUGGAAGAUUUUCCAUGUGGAACAAAGCCUCCUUCACGAUUGUGUCCGAAUGGAACAGUUUGUAAAGGAUACUGGAAUGGACCCAACUAUGGGAUUACAAAUUUUGACAAUAUCCUAUUUGCUGUUCUCACUGUCUUCCAGUGUAUCACAAUGGAAGGGUGGACUGACAUCCUUUACAAUGCUAAUGAUGCCUCGGGGAACACCUGGAACUGGCUGUAUUUCAUUCCUCUGAUCGUCAUUGGAUCUUUCUUCAUGCUCAAUCUUGUGUUGGGUGUGUUGUCAGGUGAGUUUGCAAAGGAAAGAGAAAGGGUGGAGAACAGACGUGCAUUCCUAAAACUGAGAAGGCAGCAGCAGGUAGAGCAAGAGUUCAACAGGUACCUGCGUUGGAUCCAUAUAGCUGAGGAGGUCAUGUUGGCAGAAGAGGACAAAAAUGCAGAAGACAAGUCUGCUUUGGAUGUUUUAAAGCGAGCAACAACCAAAAAGAGUAAGAAUGACCUGAUAAAUGCUGAGGAGGGAGAAGAUCACUUCACAGACAUUUCCUCAGUGGGAUUCACUCGGCCCAGCCUGAAAAGCGUUAAGAAUGAGAGAUCCUCGUAUUUUCGAAGGAAAGAGAAGCGGUUUCGAUUCUUCAUUAGGCGCAUGGUGAAAUCACAGAGCUUUUAUUGGAUUGUCCUCUGUGUGGUGGGACUUAACACUCUCUGUGUUGCAAUUGUCCAUUACGACCAGCCACUGUGGCUCACUGAGGCACUAUAUUUUGCUGAGUUUGUUUUCCUUGGCCUUUUUCUGACUGAAAUGUCCUUGAAGAUGUAUGGUUUGGGCCCACGAAACUACUUCCAUUCCUCAUUCAACUGUUUUGAUUUUGGGGUGAUAGUUGGUAGUAUUUUUGAAGUCAUCUGGGCGGCUGUCAAACCAGGUACCUCGUUUGGUAUAAGUGUUCUCAGAGCACUUAGAUUACUCAGAAUCUUCAAAGUAACCAAGUACUGGAACUCAUUGCGCAACCUGGUGGUGUCUCUGCUGAAUUCAAUGAAGUCCAUUAUCAGCUUGCUGUUCCUGCUCUUCCUGUUCAUUGUGGUCUUUGCCUUACUCGGAAUGCAGCUCUUCGGGGGACAGUUUAAUUUUGAAGAUGGAACCCCUCCAACAAACUUUGACACAUUUCCGGCUGCAAUUCUCACUGUGUUCCAGAUCCUGACAGGAGAAGAUUGGAAUGCGGUUAUGUAUUUUGGAAUUGAAUCACAAGGAGGAGUGAAAAAGGGAAUGUUUUCAUCUGUUUAUUUUAUUAUCUUGACACUAUUUGGUAACUACACCCUUCUCAAUGUCUUCUUGGCCAUUGCUGUUGACAACCUGGCAAAUGCACAAGAACUAACAAAGGAUGAAGAAGAGAUGGAAGAAGCCAAUAUCCAGAAAAAUACCAUCCAAAAGGCAAUGGAGGUCGCGGAUGUCAGCCCAAUAUCUGCAACAAAUCUCUCCAUAGCAGCCAAAGAUCAACAGAAGUCAUUCAAGUCCAUGUCUGUCUGGGAACAGAGGACUUCCCAGCUGAGGCGACAGCAUCUACUAACCAGUCAAGAGGCCCUCUUCAAUGAACUCGACGAUGAGCAGCGCAGAAUGUACGUCUCAUCUCAUCAGAUCCGCCCAGACAUGAAAACGCACUUGGACCGGCCUUUGGUGGUGGAACCCAGGAACAACACGAGGAAGAGCGCUGAGAAGGUCCGGCCCGGGGACGGCCAGGACAGCGAGCAAGAGAGGCUGGUCCACCCCGAGCUCUGUGAGCCACCGAAACGGCCCCACCGGCACCGAGACAAGUUGGGUGAUCAGGACAAGGGAGACGGGGCCCCGGAUACUGCGGAACCCGGAGCCAACACCAAGGAGGAGCAACGGCGCUCCCACAGGAGCCGCAGCAAAGAGACAGAGAAAGAGCGGGGAGACAGGGGCAAGGAGGGGAAGGGCGAGCGAAGCAGGAGUCGGGAGGGAGGGAGGAGGCACCACCACCACCCGCAGAGCUCGGUGGACGAGGCGCCGGAGAGGGAACACAAGAGGCACCGGUCCCACCGGCACGGGCCGGAGCAGCAGCACCGGGAGGGAAAUGGCACGGCCAACGGCGCCAAGGGCGAGAGGCGCAGCCGGGCCAAGGACACCUCGCGAUCGGGCGCCCGGGAGGCCGACGCGCCCGGCAGAAGCCAAGAGGGAGCCGAGAGGCGGCGCAAGCACCGGCAGAAAGCACUCUCGACCUGUGAGUCAGAGGAGAAGAGAGACGCCGGGGAGAAGGAGGGAGAGACUGUUCUCCGAGAACGUCGGAACCACAGGGUGAAGGAGAGCCAGCCACCUGUGGAUGCUGCUGUGCUGGGUACAACGUCACUCCCACCCAUGAGUGCUUUGAAGCACCUGCCCCAACAACCAGAGGACGCUGACAACCAGAAGAACAUCAAGCUCGUGACACUGCCCACCAGAGACGUUGAGCACACUGUCACCAUCAACAUCCCAGUUACCAUCACGGCUCCCCCCGGAGAGACUACACUGCUCCCGAUCAAUAAUGUUGGUGUUGAUUUGGAAAGUAUGACGAGACCGGAGGAAAAGAAAGCCACGGAUGCUAAUGACUUGAUCAAAAACGGACCGAGGCAGAUCCCACCCUUCAGCUCCAUGUUCAUCUUCAGCCCGACCAACCCUGUUCGCAGAGCAUGCCAUUACAUUGUCAACCUCCGAUAUUUUGAGAUGUGCAUCUUGCUGGUGAUAGCGAUGAGCAGCAUAGCUCUGGCAGCAGAGGAUCCCGUCCAGGCUGACUCACCCAGAAACAAUGUUCUGAAGUACUUGGACUAUGUGUUCACGGGGGUCUUUACCUUCGAAAUGGUGAUUAAGAUGAUUAAUUUAGGUCUGAUACUUCAUCCUGGCUCUUAUUUUCGAGAUCUUUGGAACAUUCUGGAUUUCAUCGUUGUCAGCGGAGCUCUGGUGGCCUUUGCCUUCACAGGUAACAAAGGAAAGGACCUCAACACCAUCAAGUCACUGCGUGUUCUCCGUGUCCUGCGGCCACUGAAGACCAUCAAACGUCUGCCCAAGUUAAAGGCUGUCUUUGACUGUGUGGUGAACUCCCUGAAGAAUGUUCUGAACAUACUCAUCGUUUACAUGCUCUUCAUGUUCAUCUUUGCUGUCAUUGCUGUGCAGCUCUUCAAGGGUAAAUUCUUCUACUGCACUGAUGAGUCAAAGGAUUUGGAAAAGGACUGCAGGGGUCAGUAUCUAGUGUAUGACAAUGAUGAAAUUGAGGCAGAGCCCAGGGAAUGGAAGAAAUAUGAUUUCCACUACGAUAAUGUGCUGUGGGCCUUACUGACGUUAUUCACAGUGUCGACUGGUGAAGGAUGGCCAACGGUUUUGAAGCACUCUGUGGAUGCCACAGAAGAAGACCAGGGACCCAGCCCCAGCUACCGAAUGGAAAUGUCCAUAUUUUAUGUUGUGUACUUUGUUGUGUUUCCAUUUUUCUUUGUGAAUAUUUUCGUUGCUCUGAUUAUCAUUACAUUCCAGGAACAGGGUGAUAAGGUGAUGUCUGAAUGCAGCCUGGAGAAAAAUGAGAGAGCCUGCAUUGAUUUCGCUAUAAGUGCCAAGCCACUUACUCGAUACAUGCCACAGAACAAGCAAACUUUUCAGUACAAGAUGUGGAGAUUUGUGGUCUCCCCACCUUUUGAAUAUUUUAUAAUGGCCAUGAUCGCACUCAAUACCAUCGUGCUGAUGAUGAAGUUCUAUAAUGCUCCUGAUCCAUACGACAGAAUGCUACAAUACCUGAACAUAUUAUUCACAUUUCUGUUCUCCAUGGAGUGUGUGCUGAAGCUCAUUGCCUUUGGUAUUCUGAAUUACUUCCGUGAUGCAUGGAAUGUGUUUGACUUUGUAACUGUACUGGGAAGUAUAACUGAUAUUUUAGUCACUGAACUGGCGGAUAACUUUAUCAAUCUCAGCUUUCUGCGGUUGUUCAGAGCAGCACGUCUCAUCAAGCUCCUCCGCCAGGGAUACACCAUCCGCAUUUUGCUCUGGACAUUUGUGCAAUCCUUUAAGGCAUUACCGUACGUUUGUCUCCUGAUGGCAAUGUUGUUUUUCAUCUAUGCCAUUAUUGGAAUGCAGGUAUUUGGCAACAUUGCGCUGGAUGAUGACAGUGCGAUUAAUCGUCACAACAACUUCAGGACCUUUCAACAAGCUGUAAUGCUUUUAUUCAGGAGCGCCACUGGUGAAGGUUGGCAAGAAAUAAUGCUGGCAUGUUUGAGCAAAAGCCCAUGUGAUCCUCGUUCGGGCAUAGACAAAGAUGAAUGUGGAAGUGAUUUUGCCUAUUUCUACUUCGUGUCUUUCAUUUUCCUUUGUUCUUUUCUGAUGUUAAAUCUUUUUGUAGCUGUCAUUAUGGACAAUUUUGAAUAUUUAACCCGCGACUCCUCCAUCUUGGGACCUCACCACUUGGAUGAGUUCAUCCGUGUCUGGGCUGACUAUGAUCCGGGAGCCUGUGGGCGCAUCACUUACAAUGACAUGUAUGAGAUGCUGAGACACAUGUGUCCACCCUUAGGCCUGGGAAAGAAAUGUCCUGCAAGAGUCGCCUACAAGCGGCUUGUAAGGAUGAACAUGCCGAUUGCUGAAGAUGGCUCUGUGCAUUUCACAUCGACCCUGAUGGCAUUGAUUAGAACGGCCCUCGAUAUCAAAAUUGCUGCAGGAGGAGCAUACCAGCAGCAAUGUGACGCGGAGCUGAGGAAGGAAAUAACUGCUGUUUGGCCAAACCUGUCCCAGAGGAUUCUGGAUAUACUGGUGCCUCCCCACAGACCUACAGAGUUGACAGUGGGGAAAGUCUAUGCAGCACUGAUGAUUUUUGAUUACUACAAACAGAACAAAAGUAAAAGAAUGCAGCAACAACAACCUGGUGGCUUGUCACAGACUCGAACAUCGUUCUUUCAGCGUGUGGUGGGAGCCCUGACCCCAACACAGGAGGAGCCCCCCUCAUAUAACGACACAUUGCGACAAAAGAACUCACACAACAAUGGCGGGAACGCCCUGUACCAAGGCAGUGGACGAAAAGAACCUUCCUCCUGGUUGCGAACCCGAGAAGCUUUCACUGAGGGUAAAAUAGAAGUGCCUGAAAGUGGUCAGGCAGAUGAAACCAUGGUCACCCAGAGCAGCCCUCAGGCGGUGGAGUUGAGGGAGAUGGGCUAUGAUCUGAACCAGUCUGAUCAGCCUAGCCUGGAGAGCCACGGUCGUGCAGCCUCCAUGCCGCGACUGACAGCAGAGACACAGAAAAUAUCUCGAUCAUCUGGGAGUGUCCUUGCACCGAUCCCAGACACAAGUCCUAUGAAGCGCUCCGUGUCUACGCUGACCCCACAGCGCUCUCGCGGAAUGCAUCUGCCCGAUUACUCUCUGGAGCGAGUUAUGCCAGUGCGGAUGCCACAUCACCACCACCACCACCACCAGCAUCGCUGCCAUCGCAGGAGAGAGAAGAAGCAGCGAUCGCUUGAAAGAUCUCCCAGCAGGCAUGCUGAUGGAGAAACAGGCCAACUGGAUGACCUCAGUUCUGCAGCUCACGCCAGAGACCAAUCGUCUAAAGAGCGUGAGCGAGGUAGGUCCCAGGAGCGGAAAUCUCCGUCCUCCACUGAGAAGCAGCGUUACUAUUCCUGUGACCGAUACGGCAGUCGGGAGCCCCCGCAGCCCAAGUCAACUGAUCACAGCCGGUCUGCAUCUCCAAGUACUGGUCCAGAGCAGGGGCUCCACAGACAGGACAGUGGUUCGGUUAAUGACAGCCCUCUGCAGCCAGCCUCUGGCACUAGCACCCCGUGUCGUGGGCGCAGACAGCUCCCGCCAACCCCGCUAACUCCGCGCCCCAACGUCACCUACAAAACCGCAAACUCCUCUCCGGCUCACUUCAACAACAUGCAUGGCGCUUUACCCCCGAGCUCUCCAGGGAGACUGAGCCGUGGACGGUCCGAGCAUAACAGCCUACUCCGCAGCGACCCCUACGCCAGUGGUGACAGCAGGCAGCCGAUGGUGACGCGCAUCAGCUCCGAUCCCUACCUGGGGCGUCGCAGCAGCUGCGGCAGCGAAGACCAAGAACUGCUGGAAGAAACUCUGACCUUCGAGGUGGCCGUUGCCACGACCACCGGCAGGUCCCCCAGGACUUCCUGCAUCUCAUCAUUCACAUCUCAACCUCAGCAAAGCCGCCGGGUCCCGAAUGGUUAUCAUUGCAACCUGGGAAUGAGCACAGGUCCGGGCACAGGUGCAGGAGAGCGCAAGUGUUACCGGGAGGCAGAUGAGGAUGACUGGUGCUAG